GGUAAGGACUGGAAGGGUGAAAGUCACUGACAACAAAUCUGACAAGAUGCCUCUGAUAAUUGACCACAAUUUCGACGGAGCAAAGAAAGGAAGAGGAUGUUGGAUUUUAGUGUGUUGGAUUGGAGCCGCUGUAGUGUGUCUGCUGCUUCUUCUGCUGUCACUCAUCUUGAUGGCCCACAAUUACAGCACAAUCAGUCAUUGGGACAACAAGUAUGAAAACCUGAUUUACAACCUGACAAAAGACAGAAAAGGCACUUUGAAAAAUCAGCCAAACUUUCAAAAAGUCAACUUCAGCGGCCUGAUUCAAGACCAGAACACUCUAAAAGAUGAGCGAGAAGCCCUCAAACAAGAGAGAAAUGAGCUGAUGAACUACACGGACAGCCUGACAAAAGACAGAGAUGAUCUGAAAAUGGAGCUAGGGGCUUUGAGAAAAGAACAAGACCAGCUGAAGACUCACCUCAGCGAUCUGACUAAAGAGAUAGACACUCUAAGGGAUGAGCGUGAAGUUCUGAAAGCUGAGCGCACUGCCCUGAGAAAUGAGCAAAAUCAAUUCAUGGUACAAUUCAACAAUCUGACACGAUACAAAGACUCUCUCAAAAAAGAACGAGAUGCUCUGAGAGACGAACGAGGGAAUCUGACAGUGGAGCGUGGGGUUCUGAAGGAUGAACGAGACCAUCUGAAGAUGCUGACCUUCAACCUGACGAAGGACAGAGACACUCUGAGGGAUGAACGAGACGCCUUCAGAAAUGAACAAGAUCAGCUGAAGAUUCAAGUUAAUAGCACGACCAGAAACAUAGAGACUCUGAAGAGCCAAUACGGAGCUGUGGUUGCAAGUCGAGAUAAGCUUCAAGAGGAGGCCAACCAGAUAAAGCUCAAACAAACAGCUAAAACCUGCCAACAAGGGUGGACUUUGUUCAACAACAAGUGCUACUACUUUUCUUCUGGAGCACCGGCUAAAACCUGGCAAGAAAGCCAACAAGACUGUGUAGUAAGAGGAGGGCACCUGGCAAUGCCAAAAACACAUGCUGAGCGGGUUUAUGUCAGCAGAGCUGAACAGUAUAUCUGGAUCGGUCUGUCGGACAUUGUGCAGGAAAACGUGUGGCUGUGGAUGGACGGGACUGAACUGACAGGCAAUGGAAACUGGAGACCAGGGGAACCUAAUAAUAUUGGAGAAGAGGACUGUGUGGGGCUUGUGCGUAAAGAUGCAAGGAUCAAUGAUUUUAAUUGUCAAAGAAAACAGCCAUGGGUGUGUGAGGCCUAAGGUUCAGUAAUGGGUGAUUACACUGUCUGGAAAUAAGGAAUAAUUCAUUUUUCCUUUUGUUACUUUAUUUGCUGGAUAUAAAGCAGACUGGAUUCUUCUAUUAUGUAUUGAAUUAAAUCUUGUUAGUUAUUAAGAGAUGAUUAAAAAAUAAAAUAUUACAGAAAUGUUCUCACAUAUGUCACAAUGAGUUGUCAUUAUAUAAUUAUUAAACAUCAUAAAAGUUCAGUGUUUUUUUAUGCCACUGUCACUUCUUAAAUUAAACAAA
Molecule: messenger RNA, 1526 nt
Organism: Cheilinus undulatus (humphead wrasse)
Lineage: Eukaryota; Metazoa; Chordata; Actinopteri; Labriformes; Labridae
Product: CD209 antigen-like protein B
Exons: 4
Coding region: 47-1261 (404 amino acids)
Source: RefSeq, a predicted model, not a curated record